Molecule: messenger RNA, 930 nt
Organism: Papaver somniferum (opium poppy)
Lineage: Eukaryota; Viridiplantae; Streptophyta; Magnoliopsida; Ranunculales; Papaveraceae
Exons: 4
Coding region: 1-930 (309 amino acids)
Source: RefSeq, a predicted model, not a curated record
AUGGUAGCCUAUGAGGAACCAAAUAUCAGAGGAUGUUCAUCUUUUGCUUCUUUUACUUCAGAACAAAAAAUUGAAUCAAUUAAUAUUGUUCCUGUUUGGAUGAUCUUAAGAGGUGUUCCUUUACAUCUUUGGAACGCUACUGGUUUUUCAAAGAUUGCUAGUUUUGUGGGGAAACCUAUCAUGACAGAUACCCCAACUGUAAUGAAGACAAAAAUGGCUUUUGCAAAAAUUUGUGUAGAGAUUGAUGCUGACUGCAAAUAUCCAACAAAGUUUCCUUUUCGAAUAGAUGAUAAGAAAUAUGAAGUGACAGCAGAAUACUCCUGGAAACCAUCCUCAUGUUGUCAUUGUAAAAACUUUGGUCAUUUGAGUCAUAAUUGCGGCUCUAACUCAAAGUCUAAGCAUACAAAAAAAUGGGUUCCUCCUAUUGCACCUUCAACUACAGGUGAACCAAGCUCCGUUACUAAUGAAACAUCCCAAGAUUAUGAAAUUAGAGUAGAAGAUGGUAAUGUAGAUGAGGGAAAAUUUCUAUGGCAAUUAUGGCUCAUAAGCCCAAAUUCUUUUGAAGCUUUGUCUGGAGAACAUGAAAGUGUAAGUGAAGAAGAUUUACAAAAUGAUUCAGAAAUUAGAGAGGAGUUAAGUGAGGAUGGAAAUGGGAUGGAAGAAAUUGCAAUACAAGAUGUGAAUGAAUCUGAUAAGGUUCAUGGGGAAGAAAAUGCUUUGAAAGAUAAACCUUGCGGCGGGUCCAAGAGACAAAGUAAAGAUAUAUUCUCAGAGUUAGCUCUUGAGUAUGAAAAUAGAAAACCUAUGGUUGCAAAGAGUAGGAAAACGCCCAAGAUAGAGAAGGAAAUGAAAAAGUUAGGAGUGAAAUACGAUUGUAGCCAUGAGGUUCUUGGUAGAGGUCAUAUGAAAUCUGCAAAAAACAAAUAUUGA